Molecule: messenger RNA, 1077 nt
Organism: Juglans regia (Persian walnut)
Lineage: Eukaryota; Viridiplantae; Streptophyta; Magnoliopsida; Fagales; Juglandaceae
Exons: 1
Coding region: 1-1077 (358 amino acids)
Molecular function (GO): nucleic acid binding; RNA-DNA hybrid ribonuclease activity
Source: RefSeq, a predicted model, not a curated record
AUGAAUCAAUGGAAGGAAGAGAAGGUUAGCAAACUGAUUGAUCCAGUUGCUAAGACAUGGAAGGAAGGGGUAAUCAGAAACUUAUUUUCAUAUGAGGAGGCCACUGUCAUUCUUCAGAUACCAUUGAGUAGGUUGGGCAAUUGUGAUAAACAGAUUUGGGGCUUUACCAAGCAUGGUAUUUUUACAGUGAGGAGUGCAUAUCAUCUUGGUAUGGAGAGAAAAAGAAGAACCCGAGGAGAGGUUUCAAAGGUUGAAAAGAGUGUUGCUGUGUGGAAGCAAAUGUGGAGAUUGGAAGUGCCUGCAGUUGUUAAAAUAUUUCUUUGGAAAGCUCUGAACAAUAUUCUUCCUACUAACAGUAACCUAUUCAAGAAAAAAAUAGGUGACUGUCCUCUAUGCACAAUAUGCGGAUCAAGUGAGGAAUCUGUGCUUCAUAUAUUAUGGAGUUGCCCUUCAGCUGCUGAUGUAUGGGCAGAAAGUAACAGCCCAGUGAAGAAAUGGGCAAAUGAGGGAGUAGAUUUCAUGUCUCUUUGGAUUAAAAUGAUUAAUGAGUUAAAGAAAGAAGAAAUUGAGUGGAUGGCAGUGGUUAUGCGAAGGAUCUGGCUAAGAAGGAAUAGGUUUAUCUUUGAGAACAAGUUUUACAGUCCUAAGCAAGUCAUCUUGAUGGCUCGUGAGUGUCUGGAGGAUUACAAAAUAGCACAUAUGAGUAUAAUUGGAUGUCGAGGUGGUGGUGGUUCACAUGGAGCACAAAAGAAAUGGAAAAAUCCUGGCACUAAUAUGAUAAAGGCUAAUAGGGAUGCAGCUAUGGAUUUAGAAAACAAGAGAAUGAGAAUGAGAAUUGUGUUUAGAGAUGAAGAGGGGGAGGUUCUGGUGUCUGUGUGUGAUGUGAAACAGAAUGUGCAUGACCCUACUCUGGCUGAGAGUCUGGCUUUGUGGAGAGCACUUGAGAUAAGUUUUGAACUCUCCUUUUCUUUCUCUGAACUAAUGUUUGAAGGAGAUGCAACUGAUAUUAUUCAAAGGAUCAACAAGGUAGGUGAAGAUCAGUCAUGGAUGGGGCAUAUCAUCAAUGAUAUAAAAUAG